UCAAAAAUGUGAAUCCAAAUGCCGCAAACACAGUGGAUUUUCUGCACUUUCACAGUUGUACAGUGCUAUAAAUGGCUGUGGACCCAACUGAGCCUAACCAUACUGAUACCAUACCAUACUUCCCCCAACAAAGAAGCACUGCACAACACAACAAAACAAAACACAAACACUCCUCACUUCCCUCCCCAACAGUGAUCUCCUCUCGGCAAUGUCCUUGAAAUCCCUUCCUCCUCAGCCAGCAACAGAGUUGAAGACAAAGAAAGAGUUCAUAGAUCUCUUGAAUGGAGGAGCAAGAAGCGAUACUUCAUAGACUAGACUAAGACUAGUUGUCUAGUGGCUAGUGAAUAGUGAGCGGUGGUUGGUUAAGUUCAUUCUAUUGAUUGCAGAGAGCGUUCAGGGUUACUUGAAAAAAGAACUCUUUUGGGAUUCUCAUUCAAUUUAAAGAGCUGGGUUAUUUGAUUUUUGAAGCCUAAGGAUGGAAUCUACUGAGACUCUGUUUGUGAUUUGAAGCCUAAGAGGCUCCUCAUAACUGGAGCGCAUGCACAGGAUUUGAUAUCUUUGGAUGGCAGAAAAGUUUGUAAAUAUGGAACUUGGAGAAGAUAGCUCCAGGUUUGGGUCUUUACCAGUCAUGACUUCAAGGAAUCUGUCAUCAUCAUCUUCGGUAUUCUUUUCGGCGAAUCAGUCACCCUUCUUCUCUCCUAGAUCACCAACAUGUCAUUUAUCAGAAUCCAAACAGUCCAACAGUCAGUGUGAUGGCAUUCGUUCAAGUAUUGAUCCUCCUAGUUGCAGUUCAGGAAAUCCAGAACCUGAAUCUCACGCAUAUGUUAGAAAUGCCUUGUCAGACAUGUCAGUGAUCCAAGAUGCCUGUAAUUCGGGUAAUUUCCAAAAGUUUGAACAUAUAUCUUCCUUAACUGGCAUCUCCAACAGCACUCCAUCUAGUUACAACCAUGACCAUGAUAAUGGUUAUUCAAGGCACAGAGAGAAGCAGAGAAUGCAUGAGAGAAGCUACCAAACCUCAUAUACUCCAGGUUCCAUUUCACUUUCCUCUAACAGAAUGAGGAGCUGUGAUGUCUUCAUAGGUUUGCAUGGACGUAAACCUUCUCUACUGAGGUUUGCUAAUUGGCUACGUGCAGAGCUGGAGGUCCAAGGGAUGAGUUGCUUUGUAUCUGACAGAGCUCGAUGUAGGAACACUCGCAAACAUGGAAUUGUUGAGAGGGCCAUGGAUGUCUCUUCUUUUGGGGUGGUAAUUCUGACAAGGAAAUCUUUCAGGAAUCCGUAUACCAUUGAGGAGCUGCGGUUUUUCUCAGGCAAAAAAAUUUUGGUCCCAAUAUUCUUUGACUUGAGUCCAGGCGAUUGCCUUGUCCGGGAUAUAAUUGAGAAGAGAGGAGAGCUGUGGGAAAAACAUGGGGGAGAGUUAUGGGUUUUGUAUGGAGGUUUGGAGAAAGAGUGGAAAGAAGCUGUUCAUAGCGUUUCUCGGGUUGAUGAAUGGAAACUAGAAGCUCAGGAUGGUAACUGGCGAGAUUGCAUUUUGAGGACAGUCACACUGCUAGCAACAAGAUUAGGAAGGAGAAGUGUUGUAGAGCGAUUGACUAAGUGGAGAGAAAAGGUAGAAAAAGAGGAGUUUCCUUUACCUCGAAAUGAGAAUUUUGUUGGUCGGAAAAAAGAACUUUCUGAGCUGGAAUUUAUACUUUUUGGUGAUGUUACCGGAGACUCAGAAAGAGAUUAUUUUGAGCUUAAAGCUAGACCCAGGCGAAAGAAUUUGACAAUUGGGUGGAAUAAGAGCAAUUCAUUGGAGGAAAGACGGAGGGAACGACAAUUUGAGAGUGCCAGCAGAAAGGGAAAAGAACCAGUUGUGUGGAAGGAGUCAGAAAAAGAGAUUGAGAUGCAAGGUACUGGUUUUCCUCAAAGGCAACACCAACAGAGGUCAAAAGGUGGUGGAAGGUAUGCAAGGAGAAAAAGAUCAAUGAAGAUUUUGUAUGGGAAGGGAAUUGCUUGCAUAUCAGGGGACUCAGGAAUUGGCAAGACAGAACUUCUUCUGGAAUUUGCUUACAGAUAUCAACAGAGGUACAAAAUGGUUUUAUGGAUAGGUGGAGAAAGCAGGUAUAUUAGACAGAAUUAUAUGAACCUCUGGUCAUUUUUAGAAGUUGAUGUAGGGAUUGAAAAUUGCUUAGAUAAAAACAGAAUAAAAAGCUUUGAAGAGCAGGAAGAGGCAGCCAUUUCUAGAGUCCGCAAAGAGCUUAUGCGAAGCAUACCAUUUUUGGUGGUGAUUGAUAACUUAGAGAGUGAAAAGGAUUGGUGGGAUCACAAACUUGUGAUGGAUCUUCUUCCCCGUUUUGGCGGAGAGUCCCAAAUAUUAAUAUCCACGCGUCUUCCUCGCGUGAUGAACUUGGAACCUUUGAAACUCUCAUACUUAUCUGGCAUUGAGGCCAUGAGUUUAAUGCAGGGAAGUGUCACAGACUUUUCAAUUGCAGAACUUGAUGCCCUUAGGGCUAUAGAGGAGAAAGUUGGAAGGUUAACUUUGGGGCUUGCAGUUACAGGUGCAAUACUGUCUGAGCUACCUAUAACUCCAAGUAGGCUGUUGGAUACCACUAAUAGAAUGCCCUUGAAGGACUUGUCAUGGAGUGGUAGGGAAGCUCAAUUGUUGAGACGAAACACCUUCCUUCUUCAACUAUUUGAGGUAUGCUUCUCAAUAUUUGAUCAUGCUGAUGGGCCAAGGAGCUUGGCAACCAGAAUGGUACAGGCAAGUGGUUGGUUUGCACCGGCUGCAAUUCCAGUUUCCCUAUUAGCCCUAGCUGCUCACAAGAUACCGGAAAAGCAUCAAAGAACCCGUUUAUGGAGAAAAUUAUUGCAGUCCUUAACUUGUGGUUGUACUUCAUCAUACAACAAGAGAUCAGAAGCAGAGGCUUCUUCCAUGUUGUUGAGGUUCAAUAUUGCAAGAAACAGUACAAAGCCAGGGUAUGUCCAUAUUAAUGAGCUCGUCAAGCUUUAUGCCCGCAAAAGAGGAGUGAAUGGAGCUGCACAAGCCGUGGUUCAAGCUGUAAUCGGUCGUGGGUCAAUAUCUCAGCACUCUGAACAUAUCUGGGCUGCGUGUUUCUUGCUAUUUGGAUUUGGUCAUGACCCUGUAGUUGUUGAGCUCAAAGUUUCAGAGUUGCUAUACCUUGUCAAAGAAGUGGUUUUGCCUCUUGCUAUCCGGACAUUCAUUACCUUCUCUCGGUGCAGUGCCGCUCUAGAACUUCUGCGGUUAUGUACCAAUGCUUUGGAAGCUGCAGACCAAGCAUUUGUUAUCCCAGUUGAGAAGUGGUUGGACAAAUCCCUUUGUUGGAGGCCCAUCCAGACUAAUGCCCAGUUGAAUCCUUACCUUUGGCAGGAACUGGCUCUAUGCAGAGCCACUGUGCUAGAAACUAGGGCUAAACUAAUGCUAAGAGGGGGACAAUUUGAUAUAGGAGAUGAUCUAAUUAGGAAGGCAGUUUUUAUUAGAACUUCAAUUUGUGGUGAAGAUCAUCCAGAUACAAUCUCUGCUCGUGAAACUCUGAGCAAACUCACCAGGCUUCUUGCAAAUGUUCAAAUUCAUACUUCACCAUAGAUUCUAUAUUUCUUGUAAGCAAAAAAUUUACUCUAGAAUUAUACAAAGGUCGCCAAUAAAACUGCUGUAUACUUUUAAGAGGAAUUUUUUUAUACCAUUUUAACUCUCAAUUAGAUGCUCUUAAAUUUCUAAAAAAUUUCUCUUUUUGUUAAAUAAAUGUAAAUUACAUUUAUUGGCCUAAUCUUGACUGUCAUUUUCAGACGCUUACUAUAUA
Molecule: messenger RNA, 3797 nt
Organism: Quercus robur (English oak)
Lineage: Eukaryota; Viridiplantae; Streptophyta; Magnoliopsida; Fagales; Fagaceae
Exons: 3
Coding region: 563-3583 (1006 amino acids)
Biological process (GO): signal transduction; recombinational repair
Molecular function (GO): ADP binding; ATP hydrolysis activity
Source: RefSeq, a predicted model, not a curated record